AUGGCCAUUGCUCCCAUCGCUGCAGAGCCAGCUGCUAACACCGAAGCUGCCGAAAAACCGGACAAGACCGAGCCGCUCGCUGAGGUCCCAGAGCCUGAAGAACCGAUUUCGACUUAUGAGUUUGUCUGGCGUUGCGAUCAUAACCUAGUCUUCGUACCGCAAGAAACAACGCAAAAGGAUUGGAGAUCUGACUCGAAAGAGCUUGUUCAAUUUUCUAUACUUAUAAAAGAAACUUCAACACAAAGCAUCGACAGCAGCAGCGAAGAAACCGACGACUGUGACACUUACAUACCCACGCACAGAGCCGAAGUCCGCCUUCUCAGGAAUAAUGAAAAAAGAGUGACGGUUGAUUGUCGCUUCAAUGAAAGUUACAAAGUGCUCGCGGGCGUAAGGUUCAUCAGGAGCAAGUCGACAAACGCAGACGGUACCAGCUGGCCAUUCUUCGAAGACUCGAGGAGACUUGAAGACUUGGCCCUACGUCUGAGCGAUGAACGAGAUGAGAAGGGUUAUUACUACAUUGAAUUCGUAGAACAUGAAAAGUCGUUGAUGAUGAUGAGAACUCCGGAGCCCUACGAGAUCGAGGAGACUCCUGAGGUUGACGACGUUACUGAGAUUGAGGAUGACACCGAUUUUGAUGAUCUCACUAAUAUUGAAGAGGGUUCCGAGAUUCUUGAGACUCCCGAGCUUGAAGACGUUUGGGGGUUUAUGGUCUUGUUUAGUAAUGACAUGUGGUAG
Molecule: messenger RNA, 735 nt
Organism: Letharia columbiana
Lineage: Eukaryota; Fungi; Ascomycota; Lecanoromycetes; Lecanorales; Parmeliaceae
Exons: 3
Coding region: 1-735 (244 amino acids)
Source: RefSeq, a predicted model, not a curated record